Messenger RNA from Trypanosoma brucei brucei TREU927, 426 nucleotides. RefSeq lists its product as hypothetical. Bases 1 to 426 code for a protein of 141 amino acids. The transcript has a single exon. The record is from RefSeq and is a predicted model, not a curated record. Lineage: Eukaryota; Euglenozoa; Kinetoplastea; Trypanosomatida; Trypanosomatidae.
AUGGAUUUAUUAGGAAGCCAAAUCGCUGCCGCACUUGAGGAAGGUAGCAGGAAGAGAAAAAGAGACGUGGAGGAGGGCUGUUCAGCGCUCGUUAGCCACGUUAAUAGUACGUUGGACGUCAUUACGACGGAUGUCCGGAACACACUCACGGAGCAGCAUUGUGAAAUGGAGGAACGGGUCAAUAGAUUGAUGAAAAUGGCAGGUGAUUUUGCGACAGCAGUGGACACAUGGCAAAAGAAGGCAUCUGAUUCCGUCUGUGCGGUGGAGAGCCAGCAACAACUGCUGUGGGAAUUACUACAAGACGUGGAGAAACGCGCCCAAGAGAGGAAGAAGGAGAUGUUAAAGCGGCAGGAGCAAAGAAUGGAAGAGUUACGCACAAUGUUGCUGGAGAGAAUACAAAAAGCAGAGGCGAGUAUGCAGCUGUAG